CAAUUAGAGUGCUCAGUCCAUAGACCCAAUUUUCUUAUAUGUGAUACUUCAGAGCCUGGCGGCGGCGGAAAUGGCCGGCGGCGAAUCGGACCGUCGGCUGUCGGACUUCACGGAAACAGGGAUUUACCACUUCGACGACGCAGGUGCCUUCUUCGUAGACUCUGUUCGGGUGCUGAACCGAUUUUACACCAGGUUUAGGGUUUCUCCUUCCGCUUACUACUCCCGCUUCUUUCCAGCCGCCGACAACGGCAAUAAUCCUCCACGGAAACGAAAACGUGGUGGGAAAGAGAUUAAUACGCCUCAGAAUCUCAAUUCGAGGGAGAAAAUUGCCGAACAACGUCAUCAGGAGGCGAGACGAGUAUUGUUGAAGGCGCAUGAGGCGUUCCUUGGCGCUGGUCAGCUGUUGCAAGUUUUGCCGCAUUUGAGGAACGAUACAGAGGAACGCAAUGGAGAAUCCUUUCCGCGGAAGAAUGAGAUUAAUUUUGUCGAAUUGGGAAGCGUCUGGCAAGCUCCAUUUUAUGAGAUUUCUUUCAAGGAUGAAGACGGUAACAGAUCAGCUGAAACUGCAGCAGGUGAUGAAUCGCGAAGAGUGGCGCGAGUGUUCGGUAACUUUGUUGCUAAUGAGGGUAGUGAUGAUAUCGAAGCUGAAUUCUUGGGCCACGAAUACAUCCUACCGAAGGAAAGCUGUUUCUACAUGUCCGAUCUCAGACAGAUUCACAACCUGAUUCCCGCUGAAUCCGACAAUGGCUUCAAUCUUAUAGUGAUCGAUCCGCCUUGGGAGAACAGCAGUGCGCAUCAGAAACAAAUAUACCAAACAUUGCCUAAUCGGUACUUCCUAUCACUUCCUAUAAAGCAACUUACCCAUACCGAUGGAGCUCUGAUCGUUUUAUGGGUAACGAAUCGGGAGAAGCUACGUAGCUUCGUAGAAAAUGAGUUAUUUCCGAAGUGGGGCGUCGAACGCAUCGCGACUUUUUACUGGCUAAAGGUGAAGCCCCAUGGCUCGAUGAUCAGCGAGCUGGAUCUCUUUCAUCACAAGCCGUACGAAUGUCUUUUGCUCGGUUUUAGCCGUGGGAAGGAAAUGAACUCUGAGAUGGGAGUCGACCGGAUACCGGAUAACCAGGUGGUCGUCAGCAUCCCUGGCUCAUAUUCGCGAAAGCCACCUAUCGGAGAGGUGCUGCUCGACUACUAUGUGCCGGAGCUCCGGCGGGGGCGCCGCGUCGAGCUUUUUGGGAGGGAGAUGAUGGGUGGGUGGACAUCCUGGGGUAAUGAACCUCUACAUUUUCAAGAUUCAAUAUACUUUGUUAGGAAAACAUGAGGAGGUACACAAACACUUUCUUCACCCCGUUAUUUUAUUUUUAUCUAUACAAUUCUCUGUAAAUAUAUAUAUAUUUUUAUAUUAUUAACAUAAUUUUAUGUCUAAGAAUUAAAAAUUUCACAAUAAUAAAAAGAAAAUCGUGUAAUGCAUCUUUAGAACA
This is a messenger RNA of Andrographis paniculata, 1475 nucleotides long. RefSeq names its product methyltransferase-like protein 2. Gene Ontology annotation, molecular function: methyltransferase activity; nucleic acid binding. Gene Ontology annotation, cellular component: nucleus; RNA N6-methyladenosine methyltransferase complex. NCBI's taxonomy places the organism in Eukaryota, Viridiplantae, Streptophyta, Magnoliopsida, Lamiales, Acanthaceae. Bases 71 to 1315 code for a protein of 414 amino acids. The transcript is spliced from 9 exons. The record is from RefSeq and is a predicted model, not a curated record.